ACAUGACUUUUUCUGAGUUUGUUAUUUUCAAAGUCGAACGAAACUAAAAUGCCGGAAUCCCGUGACGAAAUCUGCCAGCUUAUGGACAAGCUCCUGUUGCACUCCCUCGAUCUAAUGGAGCAGGAGGUCAAGCUGAAAACCACCAUCGAAGCCAUCGCCAACGACGGCCAGCUGGAUUUGGCUCACACUCGGUUCACGAAAGGUGCCACCGCGGUAUCGGCCGUGCAACUCCCCACCGAGGAUUACAAACCCUUUUCGGCGCUGAACACCGUCGCAGAGGGAAAGGACGACCUGGAUAAUCCGCAGCUGGACUUGGAGCGGAACCAGGUGGACAAGGAGGAGGGUCGGAUCGAUCCAAUCCGGUGGUUUGGGAUUUUAGUUCCGGCCAGCCUGCAGAGUUCACGGAAAAAGUUUGUCCAGUCGCUGGAUUAUGUGGUUGAGUGUGCGAAUGUGCAGAUUCAGCUGAAGAAUGCGCUGUUGAGUUAUGAAAAGUUGAAUAAAAUGAAAUCGGAGUUGUAAACGUGAUGCUGUAGAAAUAAGUUUUACAAAAAAAUGUAAUAAAAUUAAGUAUUAUAAUUUUCA
Culex quinquefasciatus (southern house mosquito) is the source of this 582-nucleotide messenger RNA. RefSeq names its product coiled-coil domain-containing protein 115. The coding region runs from base 49 to 519 and encodes 156 amino acids. The record is from RefSeq and is a predicted model, not a curated record. Gene Ontology annotation, biological process: vacuolar proton-transporting V-type ATPase complex assembly. Gene Ontology annotation, cellular component: extrinsic component of endoplasmic reticulum membrane. NCBI's taxonomy places the organism in Eukaryota, Metazoa, Arthropoda, Insecta, Diptera, Culicidae. The transcript has a single exon.